Messenger RNA from Xenopus laevis (African clawed frog), 3201 nucleotides. RefSeq names its product DEAH-box helicase 35 L homeolog (gene dhx35.L). The record is from RefSeq and is a predicted model, not a curated record. Gene Ontology annotation, cellular component: catalytic step 2 spliceosome. The coding region runs from base 511 to 2010 and encodes 499 amino acids. Gene Ontology annotation, molecular function: helicase activity; RNA binding. NCBI's taxonomy places the organism in Eukaryota, Metazoa, Chordata, Amphibia, Anura, Pipidae. The transcript has 15 exons.
UAUUUUGCUUUACUGCACAUGCGUCUGUCCCGGGAAAUUUGAAAUCUGAAGAAGCAGUUAGAGGAUCUUUUGGAACUUCAAUUGUAAAAUGCUAUUUCUUCAUCUUUAAUGAUCUUCACAAGGGUUAGGGGUUGUUAUCCCUGCUCUAGAGAAUGGCAUACAGCCCCACCAGGUUGGACACACCCCAGUGAUGCAACAUUACACCCAAUGGACUGCUAGGCCAUGUCUUCCACUUGCUUUGUUUAAUAGGAUAAUGAACUCAACAGGAGUCUUGUGGGAGUUAGGAAGAAACUUGUGACCAGCCUACCAGUUCGACAAUGGCUGCUCAGACAAGUAUAACCAGUAAUAUUUUACCACAAAAUGAUAAGGAUAUAUAUCCGUUUGAUAAGACACAUGCAACAAGAAAAAAAAUUAAGGCAUAGUAUCUGUUUAAGUAAUCGGCAGAUAUUAAACAUGAACAUGGUGCCAUGGCUAGCCCGACUGCCUCUUCUCUAAUCCAACAGUGUGCUGAUGUUAGAUGAAGCUCACGAACGGACUCUCUACACAGACAUUGCCAUUGGCUUGCUCAAGAAGGUUCAGAAGAAGAGAGGGGACCUGCGCCUUGUGGUAGCAUCUGCAACACUUGAUGCCGAGAAAUUCAAGGCGUUCUUUUACCAGAAUGACACCAGUGAUCCCAGCCAGCAGGGACACAUGUGCCAUCCUUACUAUAGAGGGGAGGACGUUUCCUGUGGACAUUUUCUAUACACAGAGGAGGAAGUGGAGAGUGUGGUGUCCAUGCUUGUGGAACAGGCCCGCAUCCUCUCUCGAUCUGGCAUGAAGAAGCACCUGCGUGUUCUUCCCAUGUAUGCAGGACUCCCGACAUCUGAGCAAAUGAAGGUGUUUGAGAGAGUCUCUCACAGUGCCAGAAAGGUGGUGAUUGCUACGAACAUUGCCGAGACUUCCAUUACAAUAAACGGGAUCUCUUUUGUGAUAGACUGCGGUUUUGUCAAGUUGCGAGCAUAUGACCCCAAGCGUGCUGUGGAGUCGCUGGUGGUGGUUCCUGUUUCACAGGCUUCAGCCAAUCAAAGAGCAGGACGAAGUGGCAGGAACCGCUCUGGGCAGUGCUAUCGACUGUACACAGAGGAAGAUUUUCUCAAGCUGCCUCCGUCCACAGUUCCAGAGAUGCAGAGAAGCAACCUCUCUCCAGUCAUAUUGCAACUUAAAGCCCUUGGAAUAGACAAUGUACUACGCUUCCACUUUCUUUCGCCUCCGCCCGCACAGUCGAUGGUUCAGGCCUUCGAGCUCUUGUAUGCAUUAGGAGGUCUAGACAAGCAUUGUCGACUAACAGAUCCCUUAGUGCUGCGAAUGGCAGAAUUUCCUCUUAACCCAAUGUUUGCCAAGAUGCUGCUUGAGUCUGGGAAUUUUGGUUGUUCGGCUGAGAUCCUAAGCAUUGCGGCAAUGAUGCAGAUUCAGAAUGUCUUUAUCGUCCCACCAAACCAGAAAUCACAGGCGAUACGAGAGCACCGGAAAUUUGCCGUGGAGGAAGGAGAUCACCUUACAAUGCUAAAUGUGUAUGAAGCUUUUAUCAAAUUUAACAAGAGCUCUCAUUGGUGUCAGCAGCAUUUCCUGAACUACAAGGGGCUCAUGAGAGCAGUUACUGUCAGGGAGCAGCUGAAGAAACUUCUGAGCAAGUUCAAAGUUCCCAAGAACUCCAGUGAAGGGGAUCCAGACCCCAUCCUGCGGUGCAUUGUAUCUGGGUUCUUUGCUAAUGCUGCCAAGCUCCACUCCACUGGAGUCUACAGGACAGUGCGAGAUGGGCAUGAGCUGCACAUUCACCCCACAUCAGUGCUGUACGCAGAGAAGCCUCCAAACUGGGUGCUCUUCAGUGAGGUCGUUCAGACCAGCAAAUAUUACAUGCGAGAUGUGACAGCUGUUGAUUCAACAUGGCUUUUGGAACUGGCACCGCACUUCUACCAGCACGGCACGCACCUCUCUCGAACUUCCAAACGGCCCAAAAUAGACAGUUUGUGAGUCUCUCUGCCCCUUUGCACAGUCCUCCUGAUGGAGAAGCCACCACCAACCACAUCUUCUCAUCUUGGUUCUUCUGCGGAACUGCCUUUUCCCGAAACUUCCUCUAUUGAAAAGGAUGCUCCAUAACCUUCUAACGCUCUGCAGGAUUUCAUCUGAGCCCAGCAAGUCAUCCGCAUUCUUGUAACUGAACUCUACAUGUCGGUGACACCGUGCACAUCAAAGCUUCUAUAUAUAUAUAAAUAUAUGUGUAUAACAGAAAGCACUUUUAUUUUUUUAAGUUGUAAAUGAUAAAUGAAAGUGGUCGCAGCCAUAGGAAUGAUACCGGUAUAACGCUGUUUCACCAAUUUAGUGCCGUAACUCUGUCGGCUUGGCACGGUUACAUCAUCUUUGCUAUGCAACCACCACCUGCCCAUUAUGUGUCCUUUAUCUUACACCCUGUGCCAGCUAUACCAUUUCCAGCAGAUUGACAUGCAAACCCCUUAAGUAUUGCCAUUCUCUGCCAAGUAAUGCAUAGGCACAGCACAGAAAGGAUUUUUUCACCCCAUGAAGGCACAAUGUUGGUCUUUGGCAGGGCCGGCUAUAGGGCAAGGGAAAAAAAGGGCUUCUACCGAAGGCCUUUCAGCCAGAAAGUGUACUUGGUAAAAUUACAAUUUGCUUUAAUAUUUGCCUCUGGAAUUUCCGUUCUGUGCAGUUCUGACUGGGAUUUGGAUUGUAACAUGAGUUGUGCCAGAUUUGGGGCAACAGUUUCUGGUGCCCCUUUUCCUCAACUCCAGCCCUGUAGCCUUUAAAAGACCAUUACUGUGUAUUAUAGCCCAGACCUGUUCUUGUAAAUAACUGUACAUCGUCUGAACAAUAAAAUAAACACAUGGGAAUCUCUUGUUUGUGUGUCAGAGGUUCUUAUGGGUUCUGGAGAUAAUGUAAUAAAAAUGGCGGAGUCUGCACCAGGUUUUGUAAUCCAUAGCAACUAAUAAGUAGGUAGUAUUUUCAGGAAAGGAACAUCCUAAGUUAUAGGUUUACUAGAGCUGGAGAGAGCAAUAUGCUUUAACAGAUGAUAAGCUUUUAAUAUCCAGUGAUGCUAAAAUAACACCCAUGUACCUUUUGGCUGUUCAUAAUGAGUAUGGUUUUAUGCUUUUCUCCAUUGUCAGCUUGGGGGACACAGGGACUGCGGGUAUAGCUGGUACCACUUGAAGG